Molecule: messenger RNA, 11555 nt
Organism: Acinonyx jubatus (cheetah)
Lineage: Eukaryota; Metazoa; Chordata; Mammalia; Carnivora; Felidae
Gene: ZDHHC21
Product: zinc finger DHHC-type palmitoyltransferase 21
Exons: 8
Coding region: 2890-3687 (265 amino acids)
Biological process (GO): protein targeting to membrane; peptidyl-L-cysteine S-palmitoylation
Cellular component (GO): endoplasmic reticulum; Golgi apparatus
Molecular function (GO): protein-cysteine S-palmitoyltransferase activity
Source: RefSeq, a predicted model, not a curated record
AAUAGUUUAUUUAUUUUGAGAGAGAGACAGAGAGACAGACCCAAGAGGGCCCCAUGCUGUCAGCGCAGAGCCCGAUGCGGGGCUCAAACUCAUGAACUGUGAGAUCAUGACUUGAGCCGGAAUGAAGAGUUGGACGCUUAACUGCCUGAGCCACCCAGGCACCCCUAUAUUUUUUUUGACAAAAAACAAUAAUGCCAUACAAACUUUUCUGUAAUUUGCUUUCCCCUGUAACACUUACAUUUGAAAAAUUUUAAACGCAAGAGUUGAAAAAAUUUUAUAGUGUAACAUCUGAAUAUCCCUCACCUAGAUAAUAUAACUAAUGUUUUAUUAAGCUUCGUCACAUGCUCAUCCAUCUCUUGGUCCAUCUGACAAUCCACUUUUUUAUUUUUUUUUGGCUCCGUUUCAUAGUAAAUUGCAGAUAUCAGUACAUUUCUUCCCCUCCCUCCCCGAUACUUCAGCCUGCGUAUCAUUAACUAGAGUUCAGUAUUGGUUUAUAGGGUUUUUUAAAAGGCAUAUUUACAUACCAUGAAAUGCACCAGUCUUAAGUGUACGUUUGCUGACUUUUGACAGAUUCAUAACCUGUGUAUCUCAGACUCCUAGCAAGAUAGAGAUCUUUGUGAGGGAACCAGAAAGUUCCCUUUAUGCCUUUUCUUGUCUAUCAUUAUCCUCCUCUCCUCCAGGAAACCACUGUUAAGCCUUUUCUCAUACAACUUGCAUUCUUUCAUUCAGCACUUUGUGGGGGUAGCCACCUGCCGAUCUAGAUCUACCUCCUUUUCUCCUUUCUUUUUUUCUUAUAAAAUUGUGGUAGCUUGGGGGUACCUGGGUGGCUCAGUCGGUUAAGCAUCCGACUUCGGCUCAGGUCACCAUCUCACGGUUCGGGAGUUUGAGCCCUGCAUCAGGCUCUCUGCUGUCAGCAAGAAGCCCGCUUCACAUCCUCUUUUCCCCCCUUCUCUCUGCCCCUCCCUUGCUCGCGCUCUCUCUCUCAAAAAUAAACAUAAAAAAAUUAAAAUUGCAGUGGCUUGGAAAUAGUCUACACCUUGGAGGUCUCAUAGCUUAUUUGACCAUCCCCCUCCCUCUUCGUGAACAUUGAAGUUGUGCCAUAUCUUUACGAUUAUGAAAGGCACUGUGUACAACACCUCGAAUGUAUAUCUACCUCUACACUCCGAUGAGUACCUUGGUAGCUAUGACUAGAAAUAAACUACUGGGUCAAAGAGUUUGACAUUUUAAUAGAGACUGCUAAAUUGCCCUCUGAAGAUGAUUGUAUCAGUUUACAUGCAUACCAGCAAUGGGUGAGAGUGUCCUCUCCUGUACGCUCUCUCAAGACUGGAUAAUCCGUCUUUCUAAAAGGUUUUAAAUACAAGGGAUGAAAAAUAGGCCUAGUUAUUUCACAUUUUCCUCAUCAGUAAUGAUGAGCCACUGAAUUUUUUUCCUUUGUGAAUUGCUUCUCUAUGUAUUUACUUCAUAUGCCUCUUACCAGUCAUACGUUGUAAUCUGUUUGUUUAAUGUUUAUUUAUUUAUUUUGAGAGAGUGAGAGAGAGAUGGCACCAACAGGGGAGGGGCAGAGAGAGAGAGGGGGAGAGAGAGAAUCCCAAGCAGGCUCUGCACUAUCAGUGCAGAGCCCCAUGCAAGGCUCGAACUCCUGAACUGUGAGAUCAUAACCUGAGCCGAAACCAAGAGUUGGAUGGACAGUUAACUGACUGAGCCACCCAGGUGCCCUGUUGUAAUGUUUCUUUAAAAGGGAUGCUGUAUCUUUUAACUUCAUCUUUGGUGUGUUUUAGGCUUCACAAAUUUUAAUCCUCAUGUGGUUACGCUUCACUUACGGGUCUUGUUUGUGAAGGUCUUACUCAUUCUGAGAUUAUAAAACCACUUGCUGUUUUCGUCUACUACUCUUGCUUUUUAUUUGGCAUUUGGAAGAGAAAAAUCACUGUGAACUGAGGUGACAGGAAGAAUUUCAUAGGGAGAGUGAGAUUCAAAUUGACCUUGAAUUAUGACUUGAAUUGAAAUAGAAGUAAGCAAAAUAAUGGGGCCAUUUCGGAUAGGAGGAAUGAGAGAAGGAAUAUUUUUUUCAUAUUCACAAACAGUCAUAAGACCAGUGGCUGAGGCGGAGAGUCCUAUAAAACUGGAAGUUUCGAGCUCACAUUUCUAGAUUUCCUGUAAAUACUUUUGGCCAAUUUUUAUCAUUUUCUGAAAUGUGCAUUUUGAUGUUAUCAUUUUCUGUCAUAUAAUAGUUUUCCAAAUCCCUUUCUUUUCCGAGUGACUCGAAUAUUCUUCCCGAGGAAAAUACAUGGUAAAAUUUAGUUGCCUGAAAAGGCAAGAAAAGAAAGGUGGUUUCCUACUAGAAUGGUUUGAGUGUUGUAAAUAUUUAUGUAGUCUGGUUUAUUAGAGUUGAAUUAUAAUAUCUUUUAAAAAAGUUUGUGCGGUAGUAAUUUACAUCAUUAUUGAAGUUAGUCAUGGCACUCAAGUCGAGUUACCAGAUAGCAAUCUUCAAAAAUGUUGAAGUACCAGUAGGUCUACUAAGUUACAUCAAAGUUCGAGUCAUGAGCUCACCAUUUAAUGUACCAAUUAGCAUGUUCGAAUCUCUAUAGCUAAUGAAAGUAUUUUACAAAUGCCACCCUGGAGACCGAACAGCAGCAGUGUGUUCAGUUCAGUUGUGGGUCAGGAUGCGUAAUAGUUUCUGUUCAGCCGGAAGCCACGCCUGGUGGAUAUUAAGCGAGUGGAGUGACCCUACAACUCUGCCAGUUACGUGUCUCUGGUUGUAACCUGAUUUGGAGCUCUGGGAAGACUGCUGUUUGCUUCUGGACAGUCUAGCUGUAAGGCUUCUGUGGCACUAAUUUUCGCUUAUCAGGGUCGUCUUCCUUGUGGGUUGGCAGGCAGUUGUAGGACUGCAAAAUGGGUCUCCGGAUUCACUUUGUUGUUGACCCACAUGGUUGGUGCUGCAUGGGUUUGAUUGUCUUUGUCUGGUUAUACAAUAUUGUCUUAAUUCCCAAAAUUGUCCUCUUUCCUCACUAUGAAGAAGGACAUAUUCCAGGCAUAUUAAUAAUAAUAUUCUAUGGCAUUGCCAUAUUUUGUCUGGUUGCUUUAGUGAGGGCCUCAAUAACUGACCCAGGAAGACUCCCUGAGAACCCUAAGAUUCCACAUGGAGAACGGGAGUUCUGGGAAUUAUGUAACAAAUGUAAUUUGAUGAGACCAAAGCGAUCCCAUCACUGUAGCCGCUGCGGGCACUGCGUGAGGAGAAUGGAUCAUCACUGUCCGUGGAUUAACAAUUGUGUUGGCGAAGAUAAUCAUUGGCUUUUUCUGCAGUUGUGUUUCUACACAGAACUUCUUACUUCCUACGCACUGAUGUUUUCUUUCUGCCACUAUUAUUACUUUCUUCCACUAAAAAAGCGUAACUUGGACCUCUUUGUGGUUAGGCAUGAAUUGGCCAUAAUGAGACUAGCUGCCUUUAUGGGCAUUACUAUGUUAGUUGGAAUAACUGGACUUUUUUAUACUCAACUAAUUGGCAUCAUCACAGAUACAACAUCUAUUGAAAAGAUGUCAAACUGUUGUGAAGAAAUAUCGAGGCCCCGAAAGCCAUGGCAGCAGACCUUCUCAGAAGUUUUUGGCACUCGUUGGAAGAUCCUGUGGUUUAUUCCUUUCAGGCAGAGGCAACCACUGCGAGUUCCCUACCACUUUGCCAAUCACGUCUAAACAGAUGGAUGGUGGGCACAGAUGGGUCCUCCAUGCUGGAAAUGCGUUACAGGUUUUCUGAUAAUAGAACUAUGACAGUCUUCAAGUCAAUUAAAAUCCACCCACCAAUCUUAGGCGUCAUAAUGUGCCCCAGGCUUUAUUUUAAUAGUGAUCUUGAAUCCUGUUGUGGGACUAAUACAAGAUCUAUAUUUAAGUUUUAAAGCAUGUUUACUUUCAAAUUAGCUUUCCACGGGGAUUUCUUGAAAUGCUUUUGUUAUUAAACCCAAAAGGCAGUGAUUGAGAUAAAAUAAUUGUACAUAAUUUUUUUUCUUUUUUUUUUUUUAGUACUGACAAUGUUGCAGAUUUUAAUUUAUGGGAAAUUUCAGAUGUUUAUUUAAAUUUUUCACUCUCAAACAGUACUAACCAAAUCUGAAUUUAAUUCUUCAGGUUUAUAAAAGUUGACACACCUUAUAGUAUAUGCAAAUUUUUUUUCAAAUGCAUAAUAAUUUAAAUAAUACUGCCUUUUUUAUAUGCUGCAGGAUUUUUUUUAAUGCAGCAUAGAAUUGAACAAUAAAACAACAACAGAAAAAGGGCAGUGUUUUCUUAGAAGUAGCUUUCUAAUGUUUUCUGUUUUUCUCUUCACCAAAAACAAAAUAAAAACGCCACUAAAAUAAAACACCAACUACCUACCUUAUUUUCAAGGCAAGAUUGAUUUUUUUUUCCAUAUUAACUUUUCCAUUUCUUUUCCCUAUACUGAUGUAAUUAUUGGUUGUUGUUAAAAUAAUUACUCCAAGGUGAAAUUUUUGACCAAGCGGGCAUGUAUAUUCUAUUUUACCCUAAGAUUUUGAUGAGCAAAAAGGGUAGAGAAUUUGCAAUAAUUCCACAGAUACCUUUUCUAGUAUGGUUAUAUUACAAUGCGUAUGUUUUUAAAGUGCUAGUAUAACUAGAUAAUAUAUAAUGUACAGUAUAAAGAGGAAUAUUGUGCUUUUGAAAAACAAAUAUAUACUUUUUACUUUUACUUACCUACUAGUAGAUCUAAAAUUACACACUCAAGGUUUGUAUGUAAUAGAUAUUGGCCAACUAAGAAUGAAAUCUUAGUUAUAGGAAGUCGCUAGUAAAAGUAAGUUAAUUUUUGUGUACCUAUAAUCACCCAAAUUGCAAUUGGCCAACUAUAAGUUUGGAUUGAGAGACCUUUUGUACUUAGUACCUAAUGUUAGGAAAUGACCUUAAAAUAAGAAAACGUCAUGAUCUACAUGAUUAGCUUCUACAAAUUUAAAUUGCUAAUGGUGAUGGUCUCUUGGAGAGCAUAGAAGAUUUGUGAGGAAAGACAUUUUAGCAUGCUUUGAGAAAAAUUCAGCUUUUACACUUUUUUCCAUUAGAAUACUGCAAAAUCCAUAUAUCCUUUUCAACAAUUUAUGUCCUCACAGUCUUUCCCUUGAAGAGAAGAUUAAAGGGGUCCACUGUUCUUGGAACAUACCAGUAUUUUCCUUUUAGUUAGUUUUGAGAGUAAGGAGUCAAACCUGAGAAAUCAUGAAACAGAAGAUUUCCAUUGACAGCCAGUGAACUCUACUGUAGUUAGUUCUUUCAGGAAUUGUAAAUAUCUUCUAAAAUAAUUGAAUAAGCUGUUUUCAGAAAUACAAAAACCAUGUCUUUCAUGUUCUGACUACAGUGCUUUAUUAUUUAAAAAUUUGGAAGUGGCAGAUGAAAAUAUUUAUUAGUGCUGAUAAGAUGCAUAGUAAAUGUAAUAUGAGGAGUAUAUUUAUAGAGCUUAGUGAACCACAAAAUUAGUAUGUUUGUGUCCGGCACCUGGGUUGGGUUUUGUGCAAGCUAACAUAGUGACCACAUUUGGUCUGUUGACAGAACUGUUAAAGGGAAGUAACGUGUAGAUAUGUAGAUAUAUAUCAGUCAAAUGCCUCAUGCUGUGUACAUUUCUGUCAGAUGAGAACCUUGAGAAAAAACAAAGCCAACUGUAGACCCGCUAAAGAGCUUUAUGGACAUAUUUAUGCUUCACGUAGUAGCAGUAGCUACCUUGAAAGGUAUAUACCUGGGAGAUCUCAUUGCCGAUCUCUGUCUCAGUAAUGGGAGCCAGAGAUGGUCCUUUCCCCGCCCUGAGGGUUUUUGUUUUUCUUAGAUUUACCACUUCUGGGCACAUUUUCCUCCCUCUUUUCUCUUUAACCUCCCUGUCCUGUUCCCUCUACCUGAUUGCUCACAGUCUUUGGGGUACAAACUGAUACACUAGGCAAGGCAUAUAUUUAUUUUGUUUGAAUGGCAGAAAUGCUACGUAUCAAUCUAUGUAAGAAUCUAUAUUAAAGCCUAUCUGUAUACACUUUUGCUGUAAUUUUCAGUGUGCUCAGGUCAGCACACCUAAUUGUGUUUACAAUUCUAGAGCGAUGACUUGAAAGAAGCCAACCGGCAGUUUCCUGGGACGCAUGGAGUCUAGUUGUGUUCUCUCUGCGCCCUCUUUUGGCUAACUAGUGUAAUUAUACUGGUUCUAGAGAUUUAUUGCCCCACAGUUCAUUAUUUGUAUGGCCUAAUUCUGAGCAUGCCAGAGGUGCAAACUUAGGGGAAGUGUAAGUACAAAAACGUAAGAGUUUAUGAAAACCAGUGCAUUCCCGUUUAUGAUGGCAGUGUCUGGAUCAUACAAAUAUGAUAACUACUUUGGUUCAUCCGUGUAUAUUAUUAUACUUUUUUACUAUCCAUUAGAAAUUUAUAUCAGAUCAGGGUAAACAAAUGUAAACCAUUUCAUGAAUAAUAUUUUAAACCUUAUUUCGGCAAAUUAAGUGCUUAGAAUUAGGAAAGCCAUUACCUAAAAUUACCAAUUCAUUACAAAACACAGAAACUUACUGUAGUUACGUUGGCAAGCAAGUAUCUAAUGUGUUUUAAUGAGUAUCUAAAAAAAUACACUUAGAUUUUUUAAUCUCAGUUUCAGAAUGAUUUUUUUACUGAUUUUAUUGUAUUAAUAGAAUAAUAGAUUAAUAAUUCUUUUUAUACUUCAUUCUUUUUAAGAGUAUAAGUUAUACUCUUAUAAUUCCCAUUCAGAAUUCUAGCUAUAACUUUAGUAGUCAUCAUAUUAUGGGUUUUGGAUAACUGUGAAAAUGACUAAUGUUGAGCCUUAUUAGAAAAUACUUACAGGCAGUGAAAUUACUGAUAUAAUCUAUUUGUUGGAUGAAGUAUUUCCUUAUAAACAUUCCAUUUUGUUUUAAGCAAAAUAUAUGUUAAAGGAUGCUUUGCAUCAGCAAUUCUUAAUUGGGCUCUGGAAAUGAAAGAUUUUUAGCCAGAUAUUCUGAGUUACAAGUUAUAUUUGUUGUUGUUCUCUUCUGUAAACAAAAAUGCUUAUGGGCCCAAGAUUGUAGGCAAAAAUGGACUGAGUUCAGAGUCCCCCAGACAGCAGGCAUCAGUUUAAAGAGCUUUUGGUACUUUGUAACCAAGACUUCUAGUUUAAAAAUACAAAGUUAACUGGUGUUCCAUUAUAAGGAAAAUACUAUUUUGCUUAAGAAUUGUAUUAAAAGUACUUCAUAUAAGAGGUAACCAUAUUUAAAAUUUUAGUUAAUGUUUUAACCUCUUUUUAACAGAAGAAAGCAUAGUUUACUUUUAAUAGUAAUGGAAGUACGGAGCAUAAGCAGACAUAAUGCUCCAUAUGACAACUAAGUUAAAACUUCUGUUGGACUGAACAGCAGUGACUUUUUGCCAAUGCUUGGAGGUAUUUUUCUCUGCGGAUGCUGGCUAAUUAUAGCUAUUCAUUGUCACACUCUUAAGUCACUUCCAUAAAAGUUGAAGGUGUGAUUUGCUCAAAAGGGUGUAUUAUUUCUGAAUGCUAAUCAGAAAGACUUAGGUUAGGAGGACACUUCCGACUGGGAAGUGUGAAGUAAUUUAGAGUAUGACCACACGGUUUCCUAUGUAUUAGAUCACAGGGCAGUUCGUGUGUUCUCGCGUGUGUUGCUGUAAAAUCGCGGUGUGUCCGGCCCUGAUGUACAAUGGCAUUAAUGUUAACAGAGCUGCUAGUCUCUCCCUGGACUUUGCUCUAGUCUCUAACUACUUCCCUCGUGCUUCAUGUAUGAAUAGAUUGUCUAGCUCAAGUUUACUAAACGAGUGCUGCUUCAUUAAACACAUUUUUGACAUCACCUCAAAUGUAAGUAGAUAUACCUAGAAUUUAUUUGGGAAAGCUUAUGCGUACAAACAUCAGAUAGUUUACUAAUAGAUACAAGGUUUAGCUUUUUUUUACCCAACCUGUUCUUGCUUUUGAAAAUGUAUGUAUUGGCAGAUGUAGUCAUGUACAUUUAGUAUGUUCUGUUUGCUAGUGUUAUUAACCAUAUAAUUAACAGCUGAACGAGUGUAUUAUUUAAUGUCAUUUGUUACCUUCUACUCUAAGAAUCACCCUCAGAUUUUAUCUAUAAAUCAACAAUUGCACUGUGCUCUGAAUUUAGCCAUUUUCAAUUGAAUCCUAGAAUAUUCUGCAGUAGAAUGUGAGAAAGUAAUAGAAGCAACUUGUUUAAAGUAUUUUGAACCAAUGUUGUUGUUUUAUAUAUCAGUCAGUAUUUAGCAUUUCCGCUGCCUUUGGGAUAAUGAUGGUUUAAUUUCAGGAAAGUGACUGUUUUCUCUGAUGUCUUUCAUCAUCAUUGUGCAGUUUUUAACAACAAAAUUUACUGCAUUUUUGUCUGUUCUUCAGAUGUUGUAAUACUUCCUGCUAGUGCUAAUUUGCGACAGAAAUAACAGUGGCAUUUAUGGUUCUUAAGGUGUUGAUAUUACCAGUAUUUUCCAUUCUCACUAUAUAUAUUUUUACUAUUAUAUGUCCUUUUCCCUCAUCCACCAUAGAGGGCAGAUACAAAUGAGCAGUGAGUAGCCAAAAUUGGAUAAAGAUAUUAGGGAAACUUUCGAAGAUGGGAAGAAGGCUAGAUGGGACAUGUAAAGCAGCAUCUCAGUAACAGGGUUGACGGGAGAUAGUCUCUGUGACAUCAGGAAAUCCCCAGCUGUAGUCAUUUUAGCCUUAUCUCUUGUUGAUAAUCAUUUUACUGUAAGAGUUGUUAAUGCAUGGGAGCAUUUAGUUAGAGUUAUUUAUAUUGCGGAUUCUCAUGAGUUGGCCAGAUGCCUUUGAAAAAUUAUUUUAAAUUUUAAACAUUAUAAUUAUGUAGCGUAUGCUAACCUGAUGUGUUAUGAAUAAUGUGAAAGCUACGGCUAUUUAAUGGAGACUUGGGAAAUGAAUAGGUUAUUGAAAGUUUGAUUGGAAAAAUUGGGACCUUUUUUUACAAGCCACCUAUUGCAAAUAAAGGAUACAAAAUAUUAUAGUAAACUUGCCACCAGAGGGAAAAUUAGCAAUUUGUGUAUAAAAGGUGAUUUUCACUUUAAAAUUUGGGCUAUUUUGGUCCCUCCAAGGUCACUAUAUCUAUUGGUAUUGUGAACACCUGUAACAUGUUAAUGUAGCACUUGCCACAGUUGUUCAACACCUGGAUCUUUUUGGUAUCGAUAGCUUUAUAUACGAGCAAAGGUAUGGACAAAACAGCAACAACAAAAGUUAUGCUUCUUUUUGUGGCUUCGCUUGCCUGUUUGAUCUCAUACAGGGUUUCAUUGCAUAGGCUGUUAACUAAAGGGAAAGGUUGUCCACAUAUCGCCAGCUCUGUGUUCUUGCCAGUGUGCACUGGGUGAUCUUUCAACCUACUGGUGCCUGAAGUUAGUGUUUUACAGCCUCAACAACUAAAACAUACAUACUGGUGCUACUCAUUUUAGCAUUGAGUGACAUUUUUAAUUCCUGUACCAAAGAAUUAUUUAUUUAGGUUUUUUGUUUGGUUUUUUUUGGUUGACUGGGACUUUGCUUCUCUCAUCCUUCUAAAUAAUGUCCCUAAGAACAAUUUUGAUGAACACAUUUGAGUUUUUGCACACUUCUGCCUCAGUUUAAUUGGUUUUAAAUGUCUCUCAUUUGGACUUUUUUUUUUUUUAGGCAUAUUAGUAUGGUUUUUCAGUCUGUAUUUUAAUAUAGAUUGGCUACUUUAAAAGGUAGUUUAAUAGGUUGAGGUUACAAAAGAUAAUUGAACACUUUUCACAAGAUUGUAUUUUAUUUCUGCAGAAAUAAAUGAAAAAUAAUAAGAACUCCUUUUAUUUCUGUAAAUGAGCUGUACAUCCUAUUGAGCCCUCUUAAUGAAUGCUGAAACAAAAUGCUAAAAUGAAAAGUUGUAACGGGCUCAUUCUGAUUAUAAAUGAAUUCUGCAUCUGUCUAUGUAUGGGUGUGGGGGGAUUAUUUUCCAAAUAAAAAUACAAUUAAAGAACACCUUUAAAAAAUAUAUAUCUACACACACACACCACACGCACACGCACACACGCGCUCCCCAAGAGGAAAUGCAAAUGUACCUUGAUUUAAGCAAAAUGAUCAUAGAAAAUUGAACUUCACCAACACACACACCCACAAAAGGUGUCUGGAUAUUGCUACUCACUUUACCUGAAACUUAGAGUAAGAUUAUUUUCAGAACUACUUCUGCUUAGUGAUUCAUUUUGCCAAAAAAUGGGGGGAAAUGCCCUUUAGAAAUACUUGCAAUUGUCCAAAUGUAGUACGGCUGUCGGGGUACACUCUGCCGGUUCCCUGUUUUUUCUUUUUCCACAAAUUUUCAAAAUACUUCUUUAGUGUCCUUAAAACUGCAACUCAAGUGGUUAAAAUUUCUGGCAAGAAGAUAACUUUGUGUAUUGGAAAAGUUGACAAUCACAUUUGAGAAUGUUUUACAUUAUUUUCAGUCAACCGAAAUCAAAUUUCUCCUUGAAUGUAGAUACAGUAUAUGGUUUUGCAGUGAUUUCUGAAUGGAAAAAAAGAGUCAAGUCUGAAACUUAAAUGGAAUAUGACAUAAGAUCAUUUGAAUUAUAUAUAGAAAUACAGAUGUACCUGCCAUUAGAGGUAAAAGGACAAUUUACUUGUAAUCAAAAUGGGAAGAAGCAACAUUGUGUCUCUAAUUGUCAACAAUAUAUUUCCCAGGUUCUGUUGCUGCAGUAUCGGUUCUGAGUUAUUUGGCUUGUUUUUUAUUUAAAGUGCUGUGGGUGAAUGCAGUUGCUUGUUCAAGUUAUUGGUAGUGGAUAGUUCACCGCUAUUUGUUGUCCUCCAGAGAUGAACAUUAAAAAGAAGUUCUUCUUUAGUGUAGGCAGAACGAAACAACUACGAUGAUCUGAUAGGAAGGAAGAAAUUCCUCCACAAUCCGAGACCAGUAAGUUGCGAAUCUAACACAGGGGGUGCACGAUAGCCGUUCGGAGGCCUGAGCACAGAUAACCACGCUUGUAUGAGCCGUGUGUCCCCGAAGCAGUCUUUUUAAAACUCUGACUGGCAAGUUGAAUGGGCAAAAUCUGUGACAUUUUGGGGCUCCUAAAAUUUUGUGUCCACCUCAAACUGUGUCUAAUGUUACAUCCUUAAAAUAAAAGUCUUUUAAUAGUGGGGCGUUCCAAGUGCCAUAAAGAUCCUGUUUUCGAAUGUGUCAGGCGUUUUUUCAUUCAGUGCAUAUGUUUAAAUCUGAGUGCUGUUUGGCUGCAUUGUCUGUUUUACCUUGUCUGGUCCCUCAAGAGCAUUUAAAGAAGAUCUUCACUAACAUUUCUAGUGCUAAUGGCAAUAGGGAAAAUAAUAGCUGAGAGCUGAGACCAGACUGAAAAGAGAGAGGAAGCCAUGUAUCUGAGAUACACUUGUUUAAGUGAAAGAUCUACACUGGUUCUUAAAAUGGAAAACCAUGUAUCUACCUUAAGAACAAUGUUUUGUGGGUUUUUUUUUUUUAAUUUAUUUCAGUGAUUUAGUUUUUAUUCCUGUAAUAUUUGUUUUUCUUUGCAGAUUGUUUUUAAUUUAAAUUGUGGAAUUUUUACUUCUCUUGAAAUGUAUUAUGUACUGUAUUUUUAGAAAUCUUAUUUUUAAAUAAAUAUUUUUCAAAAACAUA